Myzus persicae (green peach aphid) is the source of this 369-nucleotide messenger RNA. RefSeq lists its product as uncharacterized. The transcript is spliced from 4 exons. Bases 46 to 369 code for a protein of 107 amino acids. NCBI's taxonomy places the organism in Eukaryota, Metazoa, Arthropoda, Insecta, Hemiptera, Aphididae. The record is from RefSeq and is a predicted model, not a curated record.
ACAUUGCUAAAAUGUAUUUCAGGAUUUACUAUCAUUAUCGUUCAAAUGUUUCUGAAGUGUUAUUUCUUUGAUAUAUUACAUACAAAAAAAGAUUCUAUAAUAUUCGCGCUGUACAGCAGUAAUUGGACAGAAAUGGAUAUGAAAUGUAAAAAAUUGAUUAGCUUAGCAAUGAACACGCAUAAUGCUCAUCAGAAAAAAUUACAAUAUACAAAAACGAGAAUUGUAAAUCUGGAAAUAUUUUAUAAAACGAUUGGUUAUUAUUACUCAGUGAUAUCGGUGUUUGUAAAUUGUGUUAAAAAAGGUAGGUAUUUUGGCAAUAUUAUUGCUUAUUGUUUACUAUACAUCAGAAUUAAUUAUCGGAUUUAUUAA